Molecule: messenger RNA, 2306 nt
Organism: Paramormyrops kingsleyae
Lineage: Eukaryota; Metazoa; Chordata; Actinopteri; Osteoglossiformes; Mormyridae
Product: calcium-binding protein 8
Cellular component (GO): trans-Golgi network membrane
Molecular function (GO): calcium ion binding
Source: RefSeq, a predicted model, not a curated record
UGAGCGGCACAAACGUAACAGAUCGUGGGCUGCAUCGGUUGACUCAUGACUAUCGCUCUCUUCGCGGCGUUAUAUGGGUUAAAUCAUACUCUGAUCGCUUACAGGACCGGUGAUAAUUGGAAGCUGGGAUUUUUUUUGUGGGGAUUGAACGGAGAACGCGGGUGUUGGGGGGGAUAACACCCAGAAAUAAUUCGCAGCGUGUAUUUAUGUGAUCUGAGCCAUCUAGUGAUUCAGGUUCAUCUCGUCCUGAGGGUGGGCGUCAGAAAUAUCUCUGUUGGUGCUUGGAUUAUUAAGGCAGUCGUGGCUAAUUAAGGAAAAUAAACAUUUUUUUUCUCGCCCCAACCCCCAACUUGGGAAAUGGGAAUGGCAUAGGAUGAACAGGGUCGUUACAAUUGACGGGAGUUGGAACAAGUGUGGAACUUCGAUUGCUUAGCUGGAAACGGGGGCAUUAAACAUGCCCAGUGCACAUGGACUCGUGAUCGGAGAGGGGAUCGCGGCAGUGAUGGAGCAGUAGCGCGAACCUCGGAGAAAGGGGCAUGAUUUAUCUCUCCGGCAAGAUCAAGCACACGCCGACGCCUUGGCACUAACCCUUCAAACCGGACUCCGGUUUCGCUGUGCCUUGGGGUCUCGGCGACGGAUCUCGACCAUUCACUUUAUAGGAGACGGCGUCCGUUUGCGGAGGGGGAAGAUGCCCUUUCACCACGUGACGGCCGGCCUGCUCUACAAGGGGAACUACCUGAGCCGCUCGCUGUCCAACGGCAGCGACAGCGACCAGCUGGCCAGCAUUUCCGUGGAGGAGCUUGACGAAAUCCGGGAAGCGUUCCGAGUGCUGGACCGCGAUGGCAACGGCUUCAUCUCCAAGCAGGAGUUAGGAAUGGCCAUGCGCUCCCUGGGAUACAUGCCCAGUGAGGUGGAGCUGGCCAUCAUCAUGCAGCGGCUGGACAUGGAUGGCGAUGGCCAGGUGGACUUUGACGAGUUCAUGACAAUACUGGGACCCAAGUUGCUGUCGUCGGAGACGCGAGAGGGCUUCCUUGGAAGUACGAUAGACAGCAUAUUCUGGCAGUUCGACAUGCAGCGGAUAACGCUGGAGGAGCUCAAGCAUGUCCUGUUCCACGCAUUCCGCGACCACCUCACGAUGAAGGACAUUGAGAACAUCAUCAUCACCGAGGAAGAGAGCCUGAACGAGAACUCUGGGGGCUGCCAGACGGAGUUCGAGGGGGUCCACCCCACGAAGAAAAACCGCCAGACGUGUGUUCGCAAGAGCCUGAUUUGCGCCUUCGCCAUGGCCUUCAUCAUCAGCGUCAUGCUCAUCGCGGCCAAUCAGAUGCUGCGGAAUGGCAUGGAGUAGCCAGUCAAGCCACACCCACUCCACCCCCCCCCCCACCCCACUGUGAGCGGGAGAGCAACCUGCAUGUGCAUGCCAGUGGGUGAUGUCAUUUCCUGUUUUCUUAAAAAACCUCUGAAAUUACCAAUAAAAAAAGAAAAUCGAACCCACCUCACAAUAAAGACGACGGACUGUGAGGAUGAAACUUGAGCGGCAGACGUGUCUUGCAAGACUGAAGCCAGCAGGGGGCCUCGUUCGGGGUCUCCCCUCCAUCUCUCUGGCAGGGACAUUCAAGGGCUGACCUAUCCUGUAUCACACUAAUGCAAUAACGUGCAGGAGUCCGGAAUGCUCUCUGAGCUGGGGGGCCUGAGCCAGGGCGUCCAGCCCAACGCCUGUCAGUCCUGCGUCCUCUCCGUGUGCGCUGGGAGCCGGCUCUCGCAAAGUGCUUAAUUAGUGCCACAAUUUCUUGGCAUUUUUAAGUGAUGCCAUUAUUCGGGGCAACACUGGAGGCGAGGGUAUUUGUAUGUGGUGGGGGGGCGGGGGGGGUUUCAGAGUAAGGUAACAAUGGUCUGACUGGACCCAGUAAGUGGGAGCAGCUGCCCAGCCGAGCUCCGCGUUUGGGCCCGGACAGUUCCUGUGGGGUGAGCGAUUCUGCACCAUGUCUCUCUGUCACUGUGUUGCAUCAUUUGUUUUAUCAGGGAUUUUCUGUUUCACAGCCGAUUAUGAAACGAUUACACUGUACAAAACCAGCCAUUAUGAACAGACACACUGCCAAGCGAAGCCAGCGGCCGCGUUUGUCUGUGUCCACGCUGGAGGUGUCCUUUGGGAGGGCAAAACACACACACACACACACUAUUUGCUUGGCCCUGCAGUCCAGAUCUGUAGCCCUCGUGACCAAACCCCACCCCCCAGGGACGGAUUAUGGGUUGUGUGGGCCCCUGGGCAAAACGUUCGCGAGGGCCCCCCCACCACCACCACCAGC